AUUAUUAUUAUUAUUAUUAUAUCUUAUUUUACUAUAAACCUCUUCUACAUCACAAGCGGGUGUGUCCUAAUGAUUGACAGCUGAAUCUACUAAUCACAGCCUCCGUUUCUCCUGCCUAUGGGCGGAGCUUAUUCAGAACACGUUUCCUCCGCUGCGGCCAAUCAGAGCGCAGCGCGAGCAGCAGCACGGAGCGGCAGAGAGAAAGAAAGAGAAAGAGAGGAGGAGGAGGAGCAGGAGGAGCAGGAGGAGCGGUGCUGCUGCUCCGAGGUUUAAUCUGAAUAUGUUUUAAUAAUUGUCUCAUUCUGAUCCCUCAGCGCUGGUCAUUGCCCGGAUGUGUGAUGUGAGGGCAGUAGGAGGAUGAGGAGUCCGGCUGUGGACGGCAGCGGUCACUUCUUCUUCUUCUUCAGCUGGAUUUGACCACACAGACAGACAGACAGACAGACAGACAGGAGAUCCCGGAGAGACCGAGCAGGAUGAAGAAGCUCCGGAGAACUUUGUCGGACAGCUUCAGCCGCAUCGCGUUCAAGAAGGAGGACAGCGGUUUUGAUGAGAUAUGUGUCACAAAGAUGUCCACUCGCGGCUGCCAGGGAUCGGACUCGGUCAUCAAGCCCCUGGACACCAUCCCUGAGGACAGGAAGGUUCGAGUCCAGCGCACUCAGAGUGGCUUCGAGCCCUUCGAAAAGCCGGCCAGCCAAGUGAAGAGAGUGCACUCCGAGAACAAUGCCUGCAUCAACGCUAAGAGCUCGUCUGCAGGGAAGGAGUCGCCCAAACUACGCCGUCACUCCAGCCCCAGCUCCCCAACCAGCCCCAAGUUUGGAAAAGCAGAUUCCUACGAGAAACUGGAGAAACUGGGAGAGGGCUCAUACGCCACCGUCUACAAAGGGAAGAGCAAGGUUAAUGGGAAGCUGGUGGCUCUAAAAGUGAUCCGCCUGCAGGAGGAGGAGGGGACCCCCUUCACCGCCAUCAGAGAGGCGUCUCUGCUGAAAGGCCUGAAACACACCAACAUUGUGCUGCUUCAUGACAUCAUACACACCAAGGAGACCCUCACGCUCGUCUUUGAGUACGUGCACACAGAUCUGUGCCAGUACAUGGACAAGCAUCCCGGCGGUCUCCAUCCAGACAAUGUCAGACUGUUCCUGUUCCAGCUGUUGCGGGGUCUGUCCUAUAUCCAUCAGCGCUACAUCCUGCACCGCGACCUCAAACCCCAAAACCUGCUGAUCAGCGACAGCGGAGAGCUGAAACUCGCAGACUUCGGUCUGGCCCGAGCUAAGUCUGUCCCCAGUCACACGUACUCUAAUGAAGUGGUCACUCUGUGGUACCGGCCACCAGACGUGCUACUGGGAUCCACCGACUACUCCACCUGUCUGGACAUGUGGGGAGUUGGAUGUAUCUUCAUCGAGAUGAUCCAGGGAGUUGCAGCGUUUCCAGGCACGAAGGACAUCCAGGACCAGCUGGAGAGGAUAUUCCUGGUAUUGGGGACUCCAUCAGAAGAGACCUGGCCAGGUGUUCACUCUCUUCCUCACUUCAAACCAGAUCGCUUUACUGUGUACAGCCCCAAGAAGCUGAGACAGGCCUGGAAUAAGUUGGGCUACAUCGAUCAUGCAGAAGAGCUCGCCUCCAGGUUCCUCCAGUGCUUCCCUAAGAAACGCCUCUCAGCCCAGGCGGCUCUGCACCACGAAUACUUCAGCCAUCUACCAACCAGACUGUGGGAGCUCCCGGACAUGUCUCCGAUCUUCACAGUGCCGAGUGUGAAGCUGCAGCCUGAAUCAGGCGACUCCAUCCAGAUCUGCAGCAAAACCAACAGCAAAGGAGGGUCCAGCAGCAGCAGGCACUGACCGGCAGGGGGACAGCCAGGUUGCUGCUGGUGGUCUGUCGGGAUGAAGAGGAGGAUGAAGAGGAGGAGGAGGAGGGAGGCUCCUCAUACGCUCCAUUAACAGAUUGACGUCUGAGCUGAUGUGACUGUGUGAGUGAGUGAGUUAGAGCAGAGCGUCGCGUUCAGCAGAUUCACUUUCAUUGAUUUUAUUAGAGAAGUUCUGCGAUGUUUACACACCAUCAAUAACGACACUGAAGGACUACACACACGUCCAGUCUGUGUAUGUAGCUGCCUGUGGACGAAUGUACGGUGUGCUGGAAUGGACACAAAACACCCCCCCCCUCCACUCACAGGAGUCUGAUGAUGUUUAUAAACUCGUAAAAGACAAAUCAAACUUUUUUUCCAGUUACCAACAGACAGUACUCAGAUCAAACAUUCAGUAAUAAUAAUAAUAAUAAUAAUAAAUAAAAUUCUUUUUAUAUUAAUAACAGUAAACGCUGAUUUUAUACUUCUGCAUCUGCGUAUCUGUGAACGUGUCUAGCUGUCAUGUGGUUCUCACGGGUGUCUGCCAGCGUCCACUAGGGGUCACUGUUCAAAACCAGAAUAUACGGAAAACAAAGAGGAAAGUCUCACGUUUUUUUCAAGAAUUAAGACUGUAAUAUUUUGAAGAUCGUAUAAACAAAGAUGUACAUACGGUUGAGAUUUUGGCCUCUCAUUGUGAGCUAAGCUAACCAGUGUUGGUGUGGCUACUCAAAAACAGUAAUCCAAUACAAAUUACUGAUUACUUCUCGACUGUAAUGGGAUUACUUCACUGAUUACUUCCUUGGACAAAAUAACCUCACUAACAGUAAUAAUUACUUCUGAGCUUCUCUCUAAAACACAAACUCAUCUGUACUAGCUGUACAAACCCAAAAGUAAGGCUGGGCAAUAUGACAUUAUAUAUCGUUAUUGUGAUAUUAUGUCACAAUAUGCUUUUCUGAACAUAUUGUGUGUAUCGUCAGUGCUUGUAGACACUGACCGACUGCAUGAUUCAUUAUAAAGAGAGUGAAAUUAGUCCAGUUUAACUGGAUUUAGUGCAACACAAUAUGACAAAUACUGAUUUAAAAUCAUUUGAUAGCAUUUUUAAAAAUGUAGCCGUUUAUCUCUGUUCCAACUAAUCAGACGUGUGAAAAAAUAAAUACUGUGACAUCAUAUAUCAUGAAGAAGUAUCGCAAUAUUACAUCCACCCAACAGUCCUUUUAGUACUUUGUUUACAAUCAAAGAGUAAACAGCAUUUGAAAGCUCUUUAAACAGCACACAGUCAAUUCUGCUGAUUACAAUCAUCAGCUGAUGCUGUUUGAGUAGAAACAGUCCAAAAACGGCUGAAAUAAAGCCUUAAGCCCUAUUUGAGCUGGAUUAGUUUCAAUGGAGGUCCGAUAUUGAAAUCUGUGGGUGAUUUGACUGGUCGAUUCAUACGGGAUACAGGAUCUCUGUUAAGUUACACCAAAUGGGCUAGCAUUAGGCUAGUAAUGUGGGUACAUUCAACUCAGCAAAUGCAACCCAACAGACAGAAAACACGCUGCAUUGCGAGAGGAGCUUCCAAGAUAUUUCAUUUUCCCUCUCUUUGCAAUUCAGCCAUUACUGAAAACGUUGUGGAUUUCAGUCUUGUCAUUAAUUUGAGAAUUAAGGGUCAAAUCGAGCUCCAUUUUUAGCGGUUAGCCUCGUCUGCAGGUCACAAAAAAAGAAAAUAAAGAGAAGCGGCAGUAACGAGUGCACGAUUUAAGGUGGAACGGGAAAAUCCCAACGAUAGGAAGUCGACUUCAGCCUCAUCUGUUUUCCAUUAGCCGGUUUUGUUAUUACAUUACUGAGAUGUGGAUCGGACCAGGACUGCUGUUAUUGAGGAGCUCUGGGUUUGGAGAAUUGUAGAAGGUACUUCACUCCGGAGUUUCAUACUGGAUUAAAAUGACGGACCUCGUCGGUAAUCACUCAGAUAACAGCGCCUCCCCAGAUAAUACUAAUCCAGCUCCAACAGGGCUUUAAUGAUUAAGGUGUAAACGCUACAGAGCUGUUAGGGAACAGGAAUGGACUCUGCUCUGUUUAGCUGAGCUUCUGUUCUUCAGCACGGAGAUCUUACUCCAUCGCUUUCAUGUCAGCGUGAUUAGAUGAUCGGACAGAUUGUGUACAUACAAAGACCGACGUGUUUAAUCUAUAUAGAGGAAAGUUAUGAUUUUGUUAUGAUUGCUUCAGAAGAGGAAGAAUGAAUGACAGCUACUGUAGCGCGUUAUGUUUUACUAACACCGGCGCAGAUACGCAUCUUCACGGAAGUAUAAGUCACACGUAAGAGAACUGAGGAGGACGAUGACGAUGAUGAUGCUGAGGUCUGAUUGUUCAUACACACCUACUGCAGGGACAGAACUAAAGCAAUGACACACUCACAGCGUUAAUAGUUGCGGUAGUGCAGCUGUCUCGGUGUUCAUCUAUAUGUGUGUUUAAGUGUGUUUGUUGAAUACAGGCAAUACACUUACGCUGGUGCUAUCUGACCAGAGGGGGACAGACUGAUGGUCACUUUAACCCUUACAAGUCUACAGUUAUCACCGUCGGUACGCUGUUUUGUAACUACUACACUGUAAAAACAAUGUCCAGGAGCCAUAUUACAGAAACAUCCUCUCUUUGUCUUUAGAUCUGAAGGGUCAAGAUGAGAUUUUCCCAACUUGUAUUACAGAAUCAAAUCUGACCUUAAUUUAGGAAUCUUAUCUCCAGUUAGGGAAUCUUAACUUACUCAAUCAAAGUCGACAAUCAACUGUCAUGUCUAGGAUUAGACUAGCAACCGAUCAUAAACACACAGCUGAAAUGUAAACACGUCAUCAGAAUAAUGUUAAAAUGUGAGUUAAGCUGCUGUUACUGAUGUAAAAAAGGUCAAACAGAA
Molecule: messenger RNA, 4718 nt
Organism: Colossoma macropomum (tambaqui)
Lineage: Eukaryota; Metazoa; Chordata; Actinopteri; Characiformes; Serrasalmidae
Gene: cdk14
Product: cyclin-dependent kinase 14
Exons: 15
Coding region: 474-1835 (453 amino acids)
Biological process (GO): protein phosphorylation
Cellular component (GO): cytosol; cytoplasm; nucleus
Molecular function (GO): cyclin-dependent protein serine/threonine kinase activity; cyclin binding; ATP binding
Source: RefSeq, a predicted model, not a curated record